CAGCGAACUGGUUGUCAGCAAUCAAGCCGAUGCGGAGAACGAAUGUGGUUACAAUCUUGGAUUAUAUGAUUAAUCUAUUAAAGUAUCUGUUCACCUAAUGCGCGAACGUGUAUCUUAACAGCGUCUUCUCAUCUGUUGCAUGUGCUUGGAGCAAUUCCGCCGGCACCAUGGAACAUAUCCGAACGCCUAAGGUGGAACAGGUGAAGCUAGUGGAUCGGCUCAGUAACAAGACGGUCAGUGGCACACUGCACCUCACAGCCACUCACCUCAUCUUUGCUGAGAGUAACCCGGCCAACGCACAGGAGAUAUGGAUCCUGCAUCACCACAUCGCGUCUGUGGACAAGAUGCCGUUGACCACCAGUGGCUGCCCCCUCAUCAUCCUCUGCCGCAACUUCCGCGCCGUGCACUUCAUUCUGGCCCGCGAGAGGGACUGCCACGACGUCUACAGCUCCCUGCUCAGAUUACUACGGCCAGUGUCCUAUGACGAGCUGUAUGCCUUCUCCUACAACCCAAAGCAGAAUGACCAGCAGCGUGAGGAGGGCUGGGGGCUGGUGGACCUGGCUGCAGAGUUUGAGCGCAUGGGCGUGCCCAGCGACCAGUGGCAGCUCACCGACGUCAACAGACAGUACAAGAUCUGCGACACAUAUCCCAGAGACCUAUAUGUGCCCAUCACUGCCAGUAAGCCCAUCAUCGUGGGCAGCUCCAAGUUCCGCAGCAAAGGCCGUUUCCCCGUCCUCACCUACUUUUACCAGGAGAAGAAGUCUGCGAUGUGUAGGUGUAGUCAGCCCCUGUCUGGCUUCAGCGCCCGCUGCCUGGAGGACGAACACAUGCUGCAGGCCAUCAGCAAGACCAACCACAACUGCAGAUUCAUAUACGUCAUGGACACACGGCCAAAGCUGAAUGCCCUGGCCAAUCGUGCGGCAGGGAAGGGCUAUGAGAACGAAGACAACUAUUCCAACAUCCGCUUCCAGUUCGUGGGAAUAGAGAAUAUCCACAUCAUGAGGGCCAGUCUGCAGAAGCUUCUAGAAGUGGUGGGAACGCGUUCGUUAUCCUUCAGUGAGUACCUGGUGGGGCUGGAGAGCUCGGGAUGGCUGAGGCACAUCAAGGCCGUCGUGGACGCAGCCGUCUUCCUCAUGAAGGCGAUGACAGUAGAGGGCGCCAGUGUGCUGGUUCACUGCUCAGACGGCUGGGACCGCACAGCACAAGUCUGUUCACUAGGAGCCCUGCUCAUGGACCCCUACUACCGCACCAUCAAGGGCUUCUUGGUACUGAUUGAGAAAGACUGGAUAUCUUUCGGCCACAAAUUUGCUGACAGGUGUGACCAGCUGGAUGGCGACCCUAAGGAGGUAUCGCCGGUCUUCACCCAGUUCCUGGAGUGUGUGUGGCAGCUGACGGAGCAGUUCCCCCAGGCCUUCCAGUUCAACGAGUGGUUCCUCAUCCAGAUCCACGAGCAUGUCCACUCCUGCCAGUUUGGAAACUUCCUCGGCAACUGCCAACGCCAGAGAGAGGACCUCAAACUGAAGCAGAAGACGUACUCCCUGUGGGCACACCUGUUGUCUGAGCAGCAGAACUACCUGAACCCCCUGUACGACCCCACCUCAGCCCAGACACAGCCCGUACUGGAGCCCAGCACACAGCCAUUCCACUUCAGGUUUUGGAGGAACAUGUACCACCAGUUUGACCGCUCGCUGCACCCGCGGCAGUCGGUGGUGAAGCAGGUGCUGACCCUGAGGGAAGCCUCCAGGGAGCUGGAGAACACACUACGAGAACUGGAGGCCAAGCUGAAGGCUCGUGGCGUGCCGGUCUCUCCUCUGGCGGUGCGGACCUCCCAUCGGCGGCGCCAUCGCUCCUCCCACCCCACCCGGCCGCGCUCCCUCAUCCUGGGCGCACCGCUCAGCCGCAAGGAGGCGCAGCAGCAGCAGGAGACGCAGCAGCAGCAGGAGGAGAAGGAGACGCGAGGCCAGCUGGACGAGGAGCCGGUGGUGGAGGCGCAGGAGGCCCAGGAGCUGGAGGAGGACGAUGACCAUGACGACGAGGACGAUGAGGACGACGACGACAGCGGCCUGGCCCGCAGCUGCAGCGAACGGACAGUAGAGGGCAGCAGCGGCACGGAGAACUGCUACGGGGACCUAGAGGAGUCUUACGGCAGCGCGGGCAAGGCGGAGCCGGCCGUGGUCAGCCUGGAGUACGGAGUGGCACGCAUGACCUGCUGAGCUGCACUGGGGACUGGGGACUGCACCGGAGUUGUGGAAAGUAGAAGGAGAAGUGAUCUUAGAGAUGUAAUUACAACACUUGGUAGAAUGAUAUUACAAAUUUGAAACCAUGUAAUAUCAUCGCACUAGUGUUAUAAAUACAUCUGUAAGAGUAGUCCUACUUCUGCUUUAUACCUCUCUGGACAGUACUGUUCUAUAAAGGCAACGUUGCAGUAGCUACGCCAACUUUGAAACGGAGAAUAAGGCCUUCAAAGCUUUGGUACAAGGUUGGAUAUUGUAUUUUCUGCAAAUUGGACAGAGCAAUAUCUGUAAGACUGGACACACAUUUGGACCAUAACACUUUAUCCCAAGAUAAAGGAGGUGUAAUGAAGACCAUUUUCAGUCUAAACUGAAUUUUGACCAAAAAAUGUAUUACUGCACUUUGCCUUUGUAGAGGAGGCAAUGGCUGAAGGAAUGUUCGAAGGACACAGCAACGGCUGGACUUUCGGGAGACUAGACACAGUCUGGUUUCAAACAGACUUGAAGCAAUUUUCAAAUCAACUGUUGAUAUUUUUUUUGUAACUGAAAAACAAAUUUCCUGGUUGGAAAUUGCCAAUUUCCAGAAUCACCCAUUUGACAUCAAAAACAGAUUUCCUGGCUGGCAUUGCCCAUCAGAAACAAGUCACUCUGUCAUUUCCUGUCCUGAUAUGGAGAAGGGUGUUUCUGAUUGCCAAUUUCCAACCUUUUCCAACGUCCAAUCUGUUUUUCAGUAGCAACAUUAACAGUGGAAAAUGCUUCACAUCAGUUUAUCUCAGUGAUGGACAACCUGUAGAUAUAAUCCAGUGUCAUAUAUCGCAAAAGAUGUUUUCACAGCCCAAUUCAACCAGUUGAAUGUCCCAAUUGGACAGGUAAAACCAGGUCAUUUGGAAUAUGUGGCCCUGGGUUGUAGCUUCUGAAUCCUGGUUGCCCAUCACUGGUUUAACUGAACGGAACAGACCUUUGGUGUCCAUUCUAGGCAGUAUAGAGGUAUUGGCUGGAGGGCAGGUGGAGAGGUCAGGACUGGUUUGAGGUGUUUGAGGGCUUGUAGAUAGACCUUGGGACGGAGUGUGUGUUUGCGUGCGUGCGUGCGUGUGUGUGUGUGUGCAUGGAAAGGGUGUGCGAGAUGAGAGUCUGUGUGUGUAUGGGUCUGAGUGUUUGUGUAUGGGUGUGUGUAUGUGUGAGAUGAGGCAGUGUGUGUGUGUGUGUGUGUUUGCUUGUGUAUGGAUGUGUGUGUAUGUGUGGACGAGUGUGUUGUCUGGCAGCUUUGGUGAUGGCACUACUCCCUGCUUUGGCUGCCAUGUGUCGAAUGGACGAGGAGAGCAGAUGGCUUUGUCUGUGUUGUUGUAAAAUGGCUGUAUGUAAAAGAGAUGUUAUCACAGGCUUCACCUGAAGAAGAAUCUUUUUUUAAAAUAUAAAUAUAUAUAUGUAUGAAAGAGAAUAAUAUCAAUAGCACUAAAAAAUGAAUAAAACUGAUGGAUAUUACCAAAAAAAAUC
Messenger RNA from Engraulis encrasicolus (European anchovy), 3725 nucleotides. RefSeq names its product myotubularin related protein 6 (gene mtmr6). Gene Ontology annotation, cellular component: cytoplasm; membrane; nuclear envelope. The record is from RefSeq and is a predicted model, not a curated record. Lineage: Eukaryota; Metazoa; Chordata; Actinopteri; Clupeiformes; Engraulidae. The coding region runs from base 168 to 2213 and encodes 681 amino acids. Gene Ontology annotation, biological process: phosphatidylinositol dephosphorylation. Gene Ontology annotation, molecular function: phosphatidylinositol-3,5-bisphosphate phosphatase activity; phosphatidylinositol-3-phosphate phosphatase activity. The transcript has 14 exons.